CACACACAUUGUGCUUUUCAAGUACAAGCCGGACAUGACAUGGAGUGAUUUCGAGAAACACUUUGAUGUUUUCAUGUCACUGAAGUCGAAAUGUGUCAAGCCAGACACCAAGCAACCGUACAUGAAGAGCAUGAAGGCUGGCAAGAAUCGCAGCUGGGAAGAAUUCAACAAGGGAUUGACGCAUGGAUUUGUACUGGAGUUCGAGAACCAGGCGGAUCUGGAUUACUACCUCACAGAGGAUCCGGUGCAUCUGGAGUUUUCGCGCAAUGCAGCGCCAUUGAUUGAUGAUUCAGUUGUGAUCGAUAUCCGGGAUGGCGUUCUAUUCGGACCCCCAGCGAAGAAACCCGCAAUGCGCGCCGGCACCUAUAACGGCAGUUGCCAUUGCGGAUCGUGUGUUUGGACAGCUGAGAUUACCGACCCGGAGCACAUACUCUGUCACUGCGAUACCUGUCGGAAGCUGGGAGGAGGGCCAUACUCGAUGAACCAGAUCAUUCACAAGGACCAACUACGCAUCCUCACCGGACAACCCAGAGUCUACACCUACACCGGCGCCUCCGGAAAUCCCGUCCACUGCUACUUCUGCCCAACCUGCACCUCGCACAUCUACCACCACCAGGCCGUCAUGGGCGAUCGAAUCAUCAUCCGGACCAUCCUCCUCGAUGGCGGACAACGAAUGCAACCGGGAGGCGAGAUCUUCGCGGAGGGAAAGCUCGGGUGGGUGGACGCAUUGCGGGAAACGCUGGAAAAGAAGGGUUAGACAGUGGAGAGAGAAGUGAAAUAAUAGACACCGUUCAGGGCGAAGUACUGUACUCUGUACUGGUACUCUUAUAGUAUCCGCAUUGGGAAGUCGUAGAUAGCGCUGAGUCAGCGGAAGUGUUAUCGCCGCAUUACCUCUGUCUCUCUGCAUCGCCC
Molecule: messenger RNA, 912 nt
Organism: Aspergillus glaucus CBS 516.65
Lineage: Eukaryota; Fungi; Ascomycota; Eurotiomycetes; Eurotiales; Aspergillaceae
Exons: 5
Coding region: 35-757 (240 amino acids)
Molecular function (GO): carbon-sulfur lyase activity
Source: RefSeq, a predicted model, not a curated record